AUGCUUGUCAUUCCAACAAUUGAUUGUAUCGAAGAAAUCUUGAAAAAUGUCAAGGAUAGAGCAUCUUUAUUCUCUUGGACCAGGGUGAAUAGUACUUUGUGUAGUAUAGCCAUACAACUUUUAUGGAGUUGUCCAUUUUCAGAUUUGAAAUGGCCACAAGAUCAUCAUAAAGGAUAUCUUUUAAUACGUACAUAUAUUGCAUGUCUUUCAAAAGAUAAAAAACAGUAUUUAAUUGAUGAGGGUUAUGAUAUGAUCAAUUAUUACGGAGAAGCAUUAUUUGAUUAUCCAUCAUUUCUGAAAGAACUUGACAUUGGUAAUGUACAAUAUUCAAUUUCUCAUUGGUGGAAUGAGACAGCAGAUUAUAGAGUACGUCAUAAAACUACAAUUCCUGUAUUGGAAUCAGCUAUGUUUGAAAUGUUAUUCAACAACAAUUAUGGGUUGAAAAGUUUGAAUUGUCGAUUACAAACCUGUUACAAUAUACCAAAUUUUUCAAGUUUUGAAGGAAUUCAGCAAUCAAUUUCUCAACUCACUGAACUUCAAAUAGAUUGUUCAUCAAAUGAUAAUGAAGGUUAUAUGAUUGAACUGAUAGAUGUUAUAAUCAAGAAUUCACAAAAUAUCCACACAUUGGUGAUUACUCCACCAUCACCUCCACAGCAAAAAUAUGAAAUCAACAUACUUUCAAGUAAACUACAAUCAUUGAUUGAAUCACAAAAUAAUUUAAAAUUUAUUUAUACCACUUUACCUUACUCGGGAAUAUUUGAUCCAAUAAGUUCUGUUUCAAUAUUCUCAGCUUUAGCAAGUCAAACAGAUAGUAUAACAGAAUUAGAUCUUAGAAAAAUGUUUAUCAAUUGGAAUUCAUUGGAAAUUUUAGCAAAAUGUUACAAUUUAAAAUCAUUAACUUUA
Molecule: messenger RNA, 903 nt
Organism: Entrophospora candida
Lineage: Eukaryota; Fungi; Glomeromycota; Glomeromycetes; Entrophosporales; Entrophosporaceae
Source: the annotation of a GenBank genome assembly